AUGUCGGGACCCGCAUUUGAGCCAAUCCCGCGUCCGUCAUCCACCGACACUUUAAUCGAUCCUAGCGGAGAUCACUUGACAGAGGAAGAGAGCCAUGCUAUUUUGGCCCUUUUGAAGCUUUCUGGCCGCAGCCCUCUCGAAAUGAGAACAGCGGAAAUUCAGCUUAGUUGGCACUACGGCUACCCCGUUGCACCCUUACCGGCCGUUUUACCUACACCCAUAGUGUAUUAUCCUUACAGCUUCAAUCCUGUCAACCCUGGAGCGCCUCCCCCUUUGAAUACUUCUGAAGAUUUUGAGGACUUCACGGACUCUAGUCUGAGUGAUGUAAGCUCAGUCUUAGAGGAAUAUAGUUUCUGCACGACCCCGCCACAGUCUCCCGGAACUGCUUUUGCAACAAAUAUAUAUCUGGGGUUGCGCAACAUACCCAAUUACGCACUGGAAAGCACACCUCCAGAAAGCGAUUCCUCAAUCACGGAAAUGGAGUAUUCCUCCCUGGAUUCUCUUUCAGAUGAUGGAACAUCCAAGAUCUCUACCCUUGACGGAAUUGGCGCCACUCUAAAUGGCCCGACCAAGGACGUGAGGAUGACAGAGUUUUCGCCAAAAAUUACAAGCUCGUCUCGUGGAGCCCGGGCUAGGGCCAACACACAAAAACCAGCUGGCACACUCAAAGCGCAGUCAGCCCAGCAACCAAGCAGACGGUCUACACGACAACGGAAGGACAGUCGACGUUUGAUUGAGGCUAAAGAGUCUGAAAAGUUGCAAGGUUCCUGA
Molecule: messenger RNA, 771 nt
Organism: Histoplasma capsulatum G186AR
Lineage: Eukaryota; Fungi; Ascomycota; Eurotiomycetes; Onygenales; Ajellomycetaceae
Exons: 1
Coding region: 1-771 (256 amino acids)
Source: RefSeq, a predicted model, not a curated record